AUGACCAUCGACGAGGAAGGAAUUCCCGCGGAGGAAGGCGAUUCGCCGAGCGAGGAUCUCUACACGAAGAGGAAGAAAAAAAAAGAAAGAAACGAAAGUGUCUACUUUGAUAAGUUGAGGAAGAGUGAAUAUAUCUGUGUGGAAAUCCCAGGGAGGGUCAAAAAAGGAAGCAGGGGAUUGUCAGCCGUGGAAAGCUUAGGGGGCAUAAAAAAAAUAACAGAAUUAUUUCAUCUCCAGAAAAAUGGACACAGAAAUGAUGAAAAUUUAAUCCUUAGAGUUAACAAUAAUGACAUGUUUUCCUCCUUCGUGUCAGCCAAUUCAGCAAAAGUGAACAAUGUAUUAAUUAAGGUUAAAAGGACAAGGAAAAAUAUGUACCAAUUUGAAUUUCUGGGGUUUGUUCGAUAUAUGUACUACUUUGAUAACAUGCUUGACUUUUAUUAUAUUCCCACGUUUUAUAAUAGGCGCGAUUACAGUACUAAUUAUAUACACUACUUAACAAGGGGUGGACAGGAGAGGGGAAAAAAAAAGAAAAAAAAAAAAAAAUCAGCCGAAGUGGAAGUGGAGAAAGGGGAAGGAAGAUCGCGUGAUGCCUUUGACCAUUUGGAAAAUCCUCUAGCAGAUGAGACGAAUGAACAAUUCUUCCCGAGAACGUUCGCUCCCAGUGGAGAUAUGCUGGCCGACAGAGCGAUAGGACAACUCGGUCCCCACCAAAAUGGUGACAAAGAAAAUAUGCCCCACAUGGAUUACUUUUCAAAUGGUCAAACACAAAGUUGGAACAACAUGAUGGACACACAGAUGUACAACCAUACGAGGCAAACCUCAAGUAUGAUGAACAUAAGUGUACAAAUGUAUGAUUCUGAUAAAAUGGCUAACUAUGAACGAGGCUAUUCUCAAAAUAUGAGCAAUAAAAAUCACGUUGGACAUAAUAAAGAAGCCCCUAUAUUUUUAGCUAAAUGUGGAAGCAAGGAGAACGAUGAAAAUUUCUUUGUGGCCAAUUCGAACGGAGAUGGCCUCCACCGAAUGAGCAUUGGAGAUAAGGAGGAAGAAAAUCAUAUGGACUCCUUAAAGGACAUGCGAAUUGGUGAAAUAGGGAAAGGUGUGGGAAUUUCCAUGUCCAGCAACAGUAUGAACGUUGCGAUGUCUGGAACCCCCCUAGAAGUAAAUGCCCAAAUGCAACUUCCAAAUGGAGGACCAUCCCCUUCUGACGACGCCAGAUUUAAUCACCUGAUGCAGACGCAUACCCAAGAGGAUGACUACUUUUCAGAUUCAGAUUACAAUGAAUUGUACAAAAAAGUAAUAAGCUGUAAAAGUAAUAUUGAAUUAUUCGACCAUGUGAAGGAGAGUGAAUUUUCCACGGACGAAAGUGAAGGAUACGAAUUAAAUUGUUGCAUCCAUAGCAAAAGUACCAAUCCAUAUUACUACAGAAAUUACGAAGCAACAACUACCAGUAGGUAUCUGAGGGAGUAUAGAUAUUUAAUAAGCAAAUUUACAGCGCCGAUUUCUUCGAAUGUGGAAGCAAGCAAAGAAGAAAUGGAGAAGUUUAUUCAAGAGCUUAUCAUUAACAGAACAGAACAGGGAGCACGGGGAGGUUCCACACUGCAGAGCGUGGUUGGGAUGGCCCCACAUUUGCAGGAGGUGGUCGAGGAACAAGUGCAAAAUCGUAACAAUUGGGGUAAACCCGUUGGUGAGUAUAGCGAUGCAAGAGGAGUGUUGGACGUGAGGGGGGGUGACGACGGGGAGAAUCGUACAGGUGAAGAUGCAGGUGUGCAUUGUGAUGACCACCCGGAUAACCUCUCCGAUGGGGAAGAACUGCUGAUGAAGUUCCCGGAAAGGAGCGGCCCGGCUCAGGACGACCAAGAAACGAACGAAUCUAAAACCGCAAGCCGAAGUGUAAACCACACAGAAAAGCAGAGCAACCAAAUUAUAGUAAGUAAAAAAACAGUCCACUGUAACCCUAUAGCCAAAUUUGAUGACCCCACAUUUCCAUCUAUCCCAUUCGAUUCUGCAUUAAAGAAAUACGUGUCCGAUAAGUUAUAUAAAAGGGUUAAGGAUCUGUUCGAAGUGAGACCCAUCUGGUCAAAGGAAGUAAUAUUGGAACAUCUUGAUAGUGUGAGCACAUACUGUCUCAAGAGUUGCUUCUCUCGAAUUUGCUUCUACUUCACGGAUGGCCCCUGGAGGCGCACCUAUUGUAAAUAUGGCUACGAUCCGAGGAAGGACCCUUCCAGUUAUAUCUACCAAACCAUAGAUUUUCGGGACAACUAUUUUAGGGAGAUUAAGAUGAAGAGUGCAAAUGAAAUGAACAAAGUUAUUCUAAAGAGAAAAAACUUUAUCGAUAGAGUAGUUACAAAAAUUAUCAAAAGGGUAAAUAUUACAGGUACAAGGAACACAAAUAAAAAGGGCAAACGAGAGGAAGAGAGCACUUCGCAAAAGGGGAGUAACACAAUGAGUGUGAAAGAAGAAUCUAACACAGACAAAGUGCACAGCGAUGAAAACGAGAAAAGAGAUUUUAACAUAUAUUCCGAAUUGUCGCAAAAUUUCUCCCAGCAUCAUGACGAUAAUCUGGGUAGUAUGUCCUAUGGGGACAAGUCUGUUUACCAUCCAUCAACAAGCAACCAAUACCCGAAAGAUAUAGGUGAUCUUAAAAAUAUGUUCGACAUAUAUUCAAGUGCUGCCUCCUCAAAUGAUGAAAUUACUCCCCAGAUGGAUGAAGAAAUUAAUGACAUUUUUCAAUUUUUAAAAAAAUCAAUCACCUUUCAUUUGAGAAAAAGUUUUUCAGCUGAGUCCCACUUUUCCGUAAGUCCCUUGAAACUUUCAACGGUGUAUCAAUACAUAGACAUAUAUGACAACAACGUCGCAGAUUAUUUAUCCAAUUUGAAGACGCAAGACGUGUGUACGAAGGAUUACGGGUGGAUGAACAGCAACGAUAUUGCCAAAAUUAGGGAUAUUCUGUUCGUCCGGUCGGUUACGCUGAGGAGGGCCCAUUUAAAGUGA
Molecule: messenger RNA, 2991 nt
Organism: Plasmodium knowlesi strain H
Lineage: Eukaryota; Apicomplexa; Aconoidasida; Haemosporida; Plasmodiidae
Product: general transcription factor 3C polypeptide 5, putative
Exons: 2
Coding region: 1-2991 (996 amino acids)
Biological process (GO): transcription initiation at RNA polymerase III promoter
Cellular component (GO): transcription factor TFIIIC complex
Source: RefSeq, a predicted model, not a curated record